UGCUUCCUGAAACUGAACUCCUCUGCCCGCUCACCUAUAACUCAAAGGCUAUGCCUGAAGUUCUUUUGUGCAAACACUGAGAUUAGCACGUUUCUUUAAAUACACAUGCACAUACAUCAAAUGAACUGUAACCAAGUAAACUUUUUUAUUUUUUAUUCUUUACACUACAUAGCUAUUAUUAAGAAUGAAUUAGCCUCAGUAAUGAGAAAUGUGACUGAUGUACUAUCGCAACGGCAGGAUUGAGAAAGCGCGGUUUAAGACUGAAAGAUACUAGAGGCAAAUGACAGGGGAAGUGGGACAGCUUUAACAUUGCUCAACAGACACAAAAAAAAAAAAAAAAAAAAAAAAAAAGACGCAUCUGAACCCGUGAAUUUACUAUUGCCCUGUGAACAAGCUGGAGUCGCUGAACAGUGGAAUUAUCUUCCGGAGCUGAUCAAGGCUGACGGAAGGCAGACACAUUUGUCUUUUGCAACCAGGGACGUCUGACUGAAUAUCCCAGCAUCCUCAAUGAAUACUCCACGGAUUAGUCCAUAAUAGUUUAAAAUUCAGUUUCAUCGUUUUGAACCUGGGAUGGUACUUAUACUUUGAGAGAACAAAGGGAAGUGUGAGAAGAGAGGGCAGCCAGUUAGACAGACGGAGAUGAAGAGUGGAAGGAGGGAAGAACAGAGGGUGACGGAAGAGAAGAUGGAGUCGGAGCAGUCGGCUACGGUGGAGGAGCUGGUGGAGGCCUGUCUCAAUGCCUUCGAUGACGAAGGCUCCCUGAAGGACGCGUCUCUGGUGCGCAUGUUCCUCAUGAUGCACCCCUGGUACCUCCCUUCCUCUGACCUGGCCAUGAAGCUCCUGCACAUGUCCCAGGCGGACAAUUGCUCUACCAAACUCAGGAUGCAGAUCUGCCAUCUGGUCAAGUAUUGGAUCUCCGAAUUUCCUGCUGAGUUCGAUUUGAACCCGGACCUGGCGGAUAAGAUCCGAGGCCUGAGGGACCUUCUUUCCCAGGGAGGCGAUGAGAACCCAAGCUGCCUUAUCGAUAUUGAGAGCUUGCCGUCUUAUGAGUGGAAACGGCAGGUUACCCAGAGAAAUCCUUCGGUCCUCAAAAAGAGGAAGGUGUCCCUGCUGUUUGAUCACCUGGACUCCUGUGAGUUGGCAGAACAUCUCACCUACCUGGAGUACAAGUCUUUUUGCAAGAUCCUGUUCCAGGACUACCACAGUUUUGUGAUGCACGGCUGCACGGUGGACAACCCUGUCCUGGAGCGGUUCAUCACCCUUUUUAACAGCGUGUCGCAGUGGAUCCAGAUCAUGGUCCUUAGCAAGCCCACGGCGCCCCAGAGGGCAGCAGUUAUAUCGCACUUCAUCAGGGUGGCCCAGAAACUGCUGCAGCUGCAGAACUUUAACACACUGAUGGCUGUGGUGGGGGGUUUGAGCAACAGCUCCAUCGCCAGACUGAAGGACACGCAAGAGCACAUUAGCAGCGAAACCCGCAAGGCAUUCAGGGACCUGACGGAGCUGGUGACAUCCUGCGGGAACUACAGCAAGUACCGGCGGCGCUUCUCGGAGAGCGUGGGGUUCCGCUUCCCCAUCCUCGGGGUCCACCUCAAGGACCUGAUCGCCGUGCACGUGGCGCUGCCCGACUGGGUGGACCCGGAGCGCACGCGGGUCAACCUGGCCAAGACCCAGCAGCUCUACGCCAUCCUGCAGGAGCUGGCUCAGAUCCAGGCCGCGCCCCCCAACGUCGACGCCAACACAGACCUCCUCAAUCUGCUCACGGUUUCCCUGGACCAAUUCCACACAGAGGAGGAGAUCUAUCAGCUGUCCCUGCAAAGAGAACCCCGCGUUAUCCAGCCCGUUGCUUCCAGCUCCCCCCCAGGCCCUGGGCCCCCUCCCUCGGUGAUGGGUGAAUGGGCAUCUUCUGUGAAGCCUAAGGCAGAUCCCACCAUCAUCAGCAAACACAUUGAAACCAUGGUGGAGUCGGUGUUCAGAAACUUUGACACGGAUGGAGACGGGCACAUUUCCCAGGAAGAGUUUGAGAGCAUCAGGAACAACUUCCCCUACCUCAGCAAGUUCGGGGAAUUGGACAAAAAUCAGGAUGGCCAAAUCAGUCGAGAGGAGAUGAUUGAUUAUUUUACUAAAGCCAGUUCCGUGCUUAACUGCAAAAUGGGUUUCAUCCACACUUUUGCUGAGAGUAACAAUGUCAAACCCACCUUCUGCCAACACUGUGCUGGCGUUAUCUGGGGAUUUUACAAACGGGGAUACAAGUGCAAAGCAUGUGGCGUGAGCUGUCACAAGGCUUGUCGGAGUCAUCUGUCCGUCGAGUGCCGCAAGCGAACCAAGAGCACGAGCUACGAGACCCCCCGCCCCAGCCACGCCCGCUCCUACAGCUUCCCACCCCCAGACAUGCCCCCCUCCAGUCUGCAGAACACAGCCAUCAUGGAGGAAGAUGCAGACUUUGAGGAGGAUGAAGUGUUUGAUGUGCACCUCUGAUUAGUGCAGAAUGAAAUCCUGCUUGUAGGAUGAAUGAAAUCUUGCAGUGUGUAGUGCUGUUCUGUAAAUCUGCAGCUCAAUGUGUUAUAAUAUCAGGGAGGUCAAAAUGAGAGCAGUAAACCAGGUAAAGGGUCUGUAAUGAACUGCAGUGCCCUGUGAAGCCAGAUGAGGGCGAUAUUUGGAAAACAGUGUGGAAUUUUACAAAUUUUUGUAAAAAUUUCUAUGGUUUUUUUUUUUUAACUGCAUCUGUAUAUCAAUAUAAAAAUGAGAAACGAAUAAAAUAUGACAAGAACAAACAUGGCAACACAGGGACAUAAGGAAACAUAACCACAAUUAAAUAUGGGGGGGGGGGGAAUAAAACACACCCACAAUGCACACAUAUACAGCUAUGUUAUACAAAGCUUACGAAUUGUCCACCAUAACACCUCACCUCACUUCAGUCACUUCAGCCAGAGAUUGCUGACAUUUUGACACCAUGCAGUUAGGUGUUAAAACCAUGUUCUAAUCAGAAAUCAGAAAGACCCAUCAUUGCGAUUGUUUUCAUUUUUAGCCUUGCACACCUGCCAUUUUGUUCCUCAGACCACACUGUUUUCUAAAUGAUGAUUCCUGCAUGAUUCUGUCUGCUUAAAAAAAAGAAGAAAAACAUGCCCCACUUCCUGCGUUCCAGCCUGAUUGACCUCUGACCUCUGAUCUCGUCUGAACCCAACGGCCAUGCGCUUGAACCCAGCAUGAGUCAGCAUCUUCACCAGCUAAGCUGUUUGGGCAAAUGAUAUACCGUGCUAACCUCCUUUAUCUCAAUACAGACUAUAUUUCUGAGAAUACUGUGUUGUGUAACAACCUGCGGUUUACAUCUGUGAAGGACAUCUUUUCUUGCUUUCAACUACAUAAAAAGAAACCAUGUUCCAAUA
This is a messenger RNA of Anguilla anguilla (European eel), 3383 nucleotides long. Its product is annotated as RAS guanyl-releasing protein 2-like. The transcript is spliced from 17 exons. Bases 640 to 2475 code for a protein of 611 amino acids. Gene Ontology annotation, molecular function: calcium ion binding; guanyl-nucleotide exchange factor activity. The record is from RefSeq and is a predicted model, not a curated record. Gene Ontology annotation, cellular component: plasma membrane. Lineage: Eukaryota; Metazoa; Chordata; Actinopteri; Anguilliformes; Anguillidae. Gene Ontology annotation, biological process: Ras protein signal transduction; positive regulation of GTPase activity.